AUGAUGGCGUCUUCUCUGUCCCGCUUGGGCCUUGCCACUCUCUUCAUAGGCCUGGCAGCGGCCCAGCGUCAGAUUGGGCCCGAAGAGAACCACCCCCCACUCACGACAUGGCGCUGUACCAAGGCCGGCGGCUGCACUGAAGUCAACAACUUCAUCGUCCUCGACUCCCUCGCGCACAACGUCUACCAGGCCAACGGCGGUGGAAGCUGUGGCUCCUGGGGCAGUCCGCCCAACGAGACGGCGUGCCCGACCAAGGAGGCCUGCGCCGAGAACUGUGUCCAGGAAGGUCUCGACGACUACAGCCGCGUCGGCGUCACGACGAACGGUGGCGCCAUGACCAUGUACCAGCUCAAGGACGGCGUGCAGGUGUCUCCGCGCGUGUAUCUUCUUGACCCUUCCAAGGAGCAAUAUGAGAUGAUGCACCUGACGGGCAAGGAGUUUACGUUUGACGUCGAUGUAUCGAAGUUGCCGUGUGGCAUGAAUAGUGCCCUGUAUACCUCUGAGAUGGAGGCCGACGGUGGCAAGAGCGCGCUCAACACUGGUGGCGCUCGUCACGGCACGGGGUACUGCGACGCCCAGUGCUAUACUACGCCGUUCAUCAACGGUGAAGCCAACAUUGAAGGAUACGGUGCAUGCUGCAAUGAGAUGGACAUCUGGGAGGCCAACUCGCGUUCUGCUCAUCUGGCGCCGCACCCGUGCAACCAGACUGGUGUCUAUCUCUGCGAGGGCGAAGACUGUGCCUUUGAAGGCGUCUGCGACAAGAACGGCUGUGCCUGGAACCCGUACCGAGUCAACCAAGGUGACUUCUACGGCCGCGGCUCAGGGUUCGAUGUCGACACCACGCGUCCCUUCACAGUCAUCACACAGUUCCCCGCCAACGAAGCCGGCGUCCUCACCGAGAUCCACCGCCUCUACAUCCAAGACGGCCACCUGAUCCGCAGCGAGGUCGUCAACAACACUGAUCUUCCGCAGGUCAACUACCUUAACGAUGAGUUCUGCGCGGCGACGGGCUCGCGGCGGUUCAUGGAUCUCGGGGCGCACCGGGAGAUGGGCGAGUCGUUUGAUCGGGGCGUGGUGCUUGCGUUUAGCAUCUGGUGGGAUGCCGGCGGUGGGAUGAGGUGGCUGGACGGUGCGCCGGAAGCCGGGCCAUGCAAUGAGACGGAAGGAUUCCCGGAGAACGUUGUCAAGGUUGAGCCGAACCCGGUUGUGACGUUUAGCAAUAUCAAAUGGGGCGAGCUUGGGUCUACGUUCAAGCCUCAGUCUUUUGCUGACUGGAAUAUACUGCAGGCCAUUGAGAGAGAAAAGCUGGACUGCCAAUGGUGCCAGAUUCGAGCAUUUCCGAACCAUAAACAAUACCCAAUCACUAUCGUAAACGAGGUCGACGACGAAAUAAUACCGCCCAACUUUCGAUUUCUGCAGCACUCAAAGCUCGGUCACGGGGUGCAAGCCGCAGAGGAUAGUUUCCGAAGCGGAUGCGAAUGUGAAGACGAGGAAGAAUGCCAGUAUGCGGGCUGUCUCUGCCUGCAGGAGCAAGAAGACGACUCAGAUGACGAGGGCGAAGCGAGAAAAAAGGCCUACAUGUACCAUAUGCACGGCGUCAAAGCUGGGUUGCUGCGGUCAAAAUUCCUGGGCUCAACGCGGCCCAUUUACGAGUGCCACGAAGGCUGCGCAUGCGACGUGACCUGUCCUAACAGGGUGGUCGAAAGAGGUCGUCAGGUUCCUCUUCAGAUUUUCCGGACUGAGAAGACGGGCUGGGGUGUUCGAUCGUUGCUCGACAUUCGACGAGGACAGUUCGUCGAUAACUACAUUGGCGAGAUCAUUACACCACAGGAAGCCCAACGCCGACGGGAUACCUCGAAUAUUGCGCAACAGAAGGACGUGUACCUUUUCGCGCUCGACAAGUUCACGGAUGAAGACUCCCCUGACAUGCGCCUGCAAGGCCCCCCGCUCGAGAUAGAUGGCGAAUUCAUGUCCGGCCCGACUCGCUUCAUCAAUCACUCCUGCGAACCGAAUUUGCGUAUCUUUGCGCGCGUGGGAGACCACGCCGACAAACACAUUCACGACCUUGCCUUCUUUGCGCUUCGCGACAUUCCCCGAGGAGAGCAGCUCACGUUCGACUACGUCGACGGUGUCAGCGACGACGCUGUUGAUGCGAAGGACAAGAGCAAGCAAGGCGACAUGGUUCCGUGUCUUUGCGGCAGCAAGAAUUGUCGCCAGUUCCUGUGGUAG
Molecule: messenger RNA, 2229 nt
Organism: Colletotrichum paranaense
Lineage: Eukaryota; Fungi; Ascomycota; Sordariomycetes; Glomerellales; Glomerellaceae
Product: glycosyl hydrolase family 7
Exons: 5
Coding region: 1-2229 (742 amino acids)
Biological process (GO): carbohydrate metabolic process
Cellular component (GO): nucleus
Molecular function (GO): protein binding; zinc ion binding; histone methyltransferase activity
Source: RefSeq, a predicted model, not a curated record